This is a messenger RNA of Cololabis saira (Pacific saury), 1260 nucleotides long. RefSeq names its product deoxynucleotidyltransferase terminal-interacting protein 1 (gene dnttip1). Gene Ontology annotation, cellular component: nucleus. Gene Ontology annotation, molecular function: DNA binding; nucleosome binding. NCBI's taxonomy places the organism in Eukaryota, Metazoa, Chordata, Actinopteri, Beloniformes, Belonidae. The transcript has 13 exons. The coding region runs from base 171 to 1103 and encodes 310 amino acids. The record is from RefSeq and is a predicted model, not a curated record.
ACCCCCAGCAGCGGAACACGGCAUGUUGUUGUUGCCACUAGUUUCCUGGAAAUAAGCCUCCCACUCCGUCACUAUUCACAUCAGCUUCAGUCUCCGACAGCGGAAGUUUGUGUCCAGAAUACCCAGUUAGUUGGUGCUGUUUGAGAGUAGCGGAUUUCCGAGGACCAGCCAUGGGGGCGCAGCGCAGCGAGGGAGGCCGGGACUGGCUGCAGCAGAGCGGGCCGGAGCAGCCGGGACACCCGGAGCACCCGGAGCACGGCCCGAAGCCGUGGAACGUCAUGAUCAAACACCGGUACGUGCAGAGACGAGGACGCCGCUCACACACCGCUGUCAGCUUCACGGACCCCCAGGUGUCCAUGGACCUGCUGAGGGCGGUGCUGCAGCCCACGUUCAACAAGGACAUCAUGGCCGUCUUUGUGAAGUACCAGAAGUUCUUUGAGAAAGCAGCGGAGAACGUGAAGGAGAACGUGGGCGAGGACGUCCCCACGGACCAGCUGAUCAGGGAGGCCUGCAGGAACGUUCUGGAACACGCCAAGCAGCUGUUUCCAGAGGGGGAGGUGAAGAGGGCGGGGCCCGACGCUGCCGUCAAGAGAUCCAGACCCGCUGAUGACGACUGCGUUCAGAGAGGAAGCCCCCUCCCCAAGAAGAGGAAAAGUCGUCCGGCCGCCGUGGUUUCCUCGGACCGAGCCUCCGGCUUCUCUCAGGUGAAGGCUAAAGCGGAGCCCAUCAAGAGGGAGGGCCCUAAGUGGGAUCCCUCCAGACUCAGCGAGAGCAGCACCUUCGUUCUCGGCUCCAGAGCCAACAAGGCGCUGGGGAUGGGCGGGACCAGAGGACGGAUCUACAUCAAACACGCCGACCUGUUCAAGUACGCAGCAGAUGCAAAGGACAAGCAGUGGCUGGCAGAGAGACACCACAUGAGAGCAACAGGAGGGAAGAUGGCGUACCUGCUGAUCGAGGAGGACAUCCAGGACCUGUCCCGCAGCGACGAGUACAGGGACUGUCCGGACGUGAGGAUGGACGAGCUGAAGCCGUUCUCCGUUCCUCAGUGGAUGGCGGAGAAGAUGCAGCGCGCCAUGGAGGCGCAGAGAGACGCUGACCCUUGACCCUCCGGCCCCGGCCCCGCCCCCGCGCUGCUCGGGUACGCAUAGACGUAAACGUAGACGCCGCAUCGAGUGUUCUUACUGCUGCUGCGAUACGUCAACGUCGCCGCCAUAUUGGAUGUUCAAGACUGCGCUGUAAACUAAUACAAGUAAAUGGACU